Messenger RNA from Bombyx mandarina (wild silkworm), 2678 nucleotides. RefSeq lists its product as uncharacterized. Gene Ontology annotation, cellular component: nucleus. Gene Ontology annotation, molecular function: zinc ion binding; DNA-binding transcription factor activity, RNA polymerase II-specific; RNA polymerase II cis-regulatory region sequence-specific DNA binding. The record is from RefSeq and is a predicted model, not a curated record. Gene Ontology annotation, biological process: regulation of DNA-templated transcription. Lineage: Eukaryota; Metazoa; Arthropoda; Insecta; Lepidoptera; Bombycidae.
CUUGCAUCGAAAUUUGAUUUACAAUUUACAAAGAUAAAUUCAGAUCACAAAAGUUUAUUAAUUUAGCAUGCUAAAGAAAGAAAAAAUAAAAUGUCUGAUUUAAAAGUGUGCAGGAUAUGUCUUAAUAUAGACGUAAAAAUGUACGAAUGGGAAAAACAUCAGUUAAAAGACUAUUACGAACAGAUAAUGUCAACAAAGCUGAAGAAAAAUGAUACUUUGCCUAGAUUCUUCUGUUAUGAAUGUGCUGCUUUGUUACAUAAAUUUUACAAAUUUAAAAACAAAUGUGAAAAUGGUCUUAAUGAACUCAAACGGCUGUUGGGAAGUGGUGGAGUAACUCUACAGAAAGUGGCUAAAAUUGAUAGAGCAACUCAAAAUCUAGACACAACAAUAGGUGUAACAAUGAUAACAACCAGAGUCAAAACAUACUUUGAAAGGCAUCGCAGAAUUCUUAAACGUAAAUCAAGAGAAAAUCCCUCAAUCACUAGUAUCAGUUUAGAAAUGGUAAACAUUCCUGAUGACGAUCAAGCAGAGUCAAUUAAAAAUGAUGAUGAUCACAAUGAAAUUAAUGAACAAAGUGAUAUAGUCACCUGUGAACAAGAAUCUGCUGAUAAAAUGGACUUUUUAAUUGAUGAUGAUGAUAAAGCCGAAAACAUCACAGAAGAAUGUACAGCCUCUGAUAAUAAUAUAGAAGUUAAUGCUACCGAUAUACAAUAUGAGGAAGUAAUAAAAGAAAUAAAGUUACCAAAAUUAUAUAAGAAAAGUAAAAGUAAAAAGAAACGGAAAAAAAUUGAGUUGAAAGCUAUAGAAAGAAAGAAAAGAGAACUGAAUGAAAAAAACUGGCAGAGAUUUUAUUUGACUGAAGAAGACGCUGUAAACGAAUUUCAGUCACGAGCCCAAGACCCAAAGUACAUCAGCGCUGUUUACAAGUGUACAUUUUGUCUGAAAGGGUUCUCUAAAGAGGACAUGAUGAAGAGGCACAAUAAAUUAAGGCACAGUGAGUCAAACGGCUCGAUCGAGUGUCGCUUCUGUCGGAUCCGCUUCAAGUGGAAGUCGCUCCUGAGGAGACACAUUCGUGAACAUUACAAUAAGUACAAGUGCUUGCGAUGCGACCUCAUAUUUUCCAGAGAGACGUCAGCCCAGCAUCAUGAUCAGUUCCACAACGGUGUGACGAGAACGUGUGAAUACUGCAACGAGACAUUUAAACAUCUGUCGACGUACUACACGCACCUCCGGAAGCACAGGAGCAAACAUCUGUGUGCUCUGUGCGGAGAGUCCUUCGUCAGCGAAUUUGGACUCUACAUGCACAGGAGGGUGAAGCACGUCAUGGACGCCGAAAGACAAGAAGAUGAUUCGAUUGAGGAAACCACGUACUGUGAGAGGUGCGAUAUCAAAUUUGAAUCGAGGCGAGCUUACGAGGAGCAUCUGAUACAUUCCGCCAUGCAUUCUAUCUCAGGAGAAUCACCCGCGCCCAUGAACUUAAAGGGAGGGACCGUUGUAAGAAGAGCUCCAAGAAAACAAACACCCUGUACCAUUUGCAACAAGAACUUCUCGACCCUGGUGGCGUACAUGAAGCACCACCAGGCGGAGCACCCCGGGCAGCCCGCGCCGGCCGCCGCGCGCGCCCCGCCCUCCGCCGACCCGCACCAGCGCCACAUCUGCGAGAUCUGCGGGGCUCUGCUGGCGCCGAACAGCAUGUACAGUCACGUGAACACGCACACGCGCGAGAAGCAGUACACGUGCGCGACGUGCGGCAUGCAGUUCAACGCCAAGGGAACCCUCCAGAGGCACUACCUGACGCACACGGGCGAGAAGCCUGUGGAAUGUUCGCUGUGCGAUAAGCGGUUCACUCAGGUGGCCAGCAUGAAGCUGCACUACAGGACCAUACACUUGAAACAACCUUAUCCGAAAAGGAAUCGAAAGAAGAAAUCCGAAGACUCCGAUGAAACGGCUCUCAUAGCGGAAUAUUAUCAGAACAAGGAAGCGGCUGACGACUUGCCUUUAGAGAGAUGGAGGACCAUGCGCUUGUGAACGCCACUCCGUGGUUUGGCACCUAAGCCUCUCUGGUCUAGUAGGUAAGACGUCCGUGCUCCAAGUCUUGGUGGAUGAGUACACGUGCUCGCGGUCUCGGAGCCCUUGACAGGGUUGCCACUGCGCAACUUCAGACACCCGGAAGACCGAUUAAUGCCAAUAAAGAAUACAAUACGCGUCCUCUUUGAGCAAUUUAAUUCUUAUAUUUUAUAUUAAAUAUGCAAGAAUAACUUCUCGUGAACCUAUUUGAGAAUCCCGGUCAGUGUUGCCACAUUCUCUAGAACUUGAUUUGGGUGCAUAAUAUAUUGAGCAACUAGUAUUUUCUUGUGUUGCGGUUACUGUGAACACACGAGACCAGAACGAGCCAAUCCAGACCCCUAUUUUUUUUUUAAUACCUUAUUAUGGCUUACGGCCCACUGAUGAUGAAUAGUCGUCGUCGGUCACGAACGUCAGCGAAGCUGCUGCCCUACCUCCAAUAAAAAUACUCAUUAUGACUGAAUAUCGAACCCGGAACAUACUAUGAAUUUCUAAACUAUAAUCCUAAACAACAAAUGAAUAGGUCAUAAAUAAAACAUACUUCUUACUUAUAGUUUUAAUGCAUAUUUCACGAACCCGCAAUGUAUAAAGAGCUCCGAAGUCAAUGGUCAUUG